Messenger RNA from Drosophila eugracilis, 3520 nucleotides. It is a transcript of the gene S6kII, whose product is annotated as ribosomal protein S6 kinase 2 beta. The coding region runs from base 476 to 3181 and encodes 901 amino acids. Gene Ontology annotation, biological process: intracellular signal transduction; protein phosphorylation. The transcript is spliced from 2 exons. Lineage: Eukaryota; Metazoa; Arthropoda; Insecta; Diptera; Drosophilidae. The record is from RefSeq and is a predicted model, not a curated record. Gene Ontology annotation, molecular function: ribosomal protein S6 kinase activity; magnesium ion binding; ATP binding.
AUGUUUUUGUUAACAAGGGAUUUUAAAACAUCGAUUACACAAAAUCGAAUUGAUGUGUCCAUAGAAAUUAAAAUAUCGAUACAACCGAUGUUAACAUCGAUUUUUUUGCAGCUCUAAAAUAAAAACAUUGUUUAUUGUUUAAUGUGUAAAUAAUAGUGAUAAGGAGAAACACAGUUGUGCAGAUUGUGAAGCGGAUAGUAGAGCAGACGGCUAUAAGUCGUUUCCGCAUUGAGAAAGUGUAGCUCGUUGACCGUAAAUAGGGCAGCACGGAAGGCGAGAAAUCCGAAGAAGCAACAGCGCAGUCGGCAGAGACGCCCACGCAGCGGAAGUAAUAAAUACAAAAGAGAAAUCGGAAGAAGGGGAUAUAGCGGAGGAGGAGGAAAAAUAGGUGGGUGAGUAGGACUAGCUGGCUAGAAAGGUAAAACAGAAAAAAAAACGGCAAGAUAACCCUAUAACGCCUGCAGCCGUCAAAGUCAUGCCGCUGGCAGAUUCCCAAAAGGAUCUCCGCCAGCAGCCUCAGCAGCAGCAGCAGCAUGUGUCCUCCACCGGCAGCAACAACAAUGCGGAACAGCAAAGCAACAGCGGAUUGGGCCUGCAGCUGCGCCAGCGCAUCCAGAUCACCUCAUCCGGCUGCAGCAGCCUGGCAAUCACGCCUAUGGAGCACACACCCACCGAGGACGAAGAAAGUGGUGGCGGCAGCGGCGGGAUGACCUCCUCAGUGACCACAGUGACCUCAUCACAGCGUCGCCAUCAGCUGCAACAGCAAUGUGCCUUGCAGGCGGCUUUGGAACAGCAUCAUAUUUCACCCGCAGGAGAGCAGGAGUGCACCAGUGAAAGGCCAGGGCGUCAAACACUUUUCCCUCCGCCAGAGCUCAUGGAGCUGAGCGAUUCAGAGUCCCAGGGAGUUGGAGCUAGAAUUAAAGAUGGGAAAACACGGGGAGGAGCACCUGACUUAGAAGAUGCCGAACACCUAGACGAAACGGAAAACGAAUUCGAGCUUAAGGAGGUAAUUAAAGAGGGGCACGACAAGGCCGAUCCCUCGCAGUUCGAACUGCUGCGUGUGCUGGGUGAAGGAAGCUUUGGAAAGGUAUUCCUGGUGCGUAAAAUAAUAGGCAAAGAUGCUGGUACACUGUACGCCAUGAAGGUGCUUAAGAAGGCCACCCUUAAAGUCAAGGAUCGCGUUAGGAGCACAAAUGAACGCAAGAUCUUGGCGGAUGUAGGACAUGCCUUCAUCGUCCGACUUCACUAUGCCUUCCAAACCCCCGGGAAACUAUACUUGAUACUGGAUUUCCUUCGUGGUGGCGACCUGUUUACACGUCUAUCCAAAGAAGUAAUGUUUACCGAAGAAGAUGUCAAGUUCUAUCUUGCGGAACUGGCGCUCGCCAUGAAUCACCUACACACGCUAGGAAUUAUUUACAGGGAUUUGAAACCAGAGAACAUACUUCUUGAUGAGCAUGGUCAUAUAGCCUUGACGGAUUUUGGCCUGUCCAAGCAGCCUCUAGAUGGCUCCAAAACGUACAGCUUUUGUGGUACGGUCGAGUACAUGGCGCCGGAGAUUGUAAACCGAAAGGGGCACGAUUUUGCAGCUGAUUGGUGGAGUUUCGGGGUGCUAAUGUAUGAAAUGCUAACUGGAAACUUACCUUUUCAUGGCCAAACACGCCAGGAGACUAUGAAUCAGAUCCUUAGAAGUAAACUGGGCAUGCCAGAGAAUUUGUCACCGGAAGCACAAUCACUGUUGCGGGCUCUCUUCAAACGAAAUCCCCUAAAUCGACUGGGUGCGGGUACCCAAGGAAUAUUAGACAUCAAGGCGCACUGCUUCUUCGCCACCAUCGACUGGGUGAGAUUGGAAAGAAAACAGGUGCGACCGCCUUUUAUACCGGCAGUAAGUCGGGACGAUGCCUUCUACUUUGAUGUGGAGUACACCUCGAAGUCCCCCAGAGACUCUCCAGGUGGUCCAAUCUCCGCUUCUGCACAUGAGAUUUUCCGCGGCUUCAGCUUUGUGGCUCCUGUUCUUCUGGAAGGUCAAUGUACCAGCUCGAAUAGCUGCUCUGCCAGUGCCAGUCCGCUACAUAAUAUAGCUCCAAUUCCUGCUACUCCGGCGGUAGCGCCUUGCACUUUACCCGGUGUUCUACCUGGUAACUUCCAUGCUGAGUACAAUCUUCUGCAAGAACUAGGCCGAGGAACAUUUUCAGUUUGCCGGCUGUGCGAACAUCGCACCUCCAAGAAACAUUAUGCUGUGAAAGUAAUUGAAAAGGCAGCAGUGGCCGCAGCAUCCACAUCUGCCGAUUGUUGGGAAGAGGUCGAGAUUAUGCUAAGAUAUGGUAACCACCCCAAUAUCGUCACUCUGUAUUCUGUUUACGAGGAUGCGGGUUCCGCUUAUCUGGUAAUGGAGCUGCUGAAAGGCGGAGAGCUACUCGAUCGUAUACUAGCCGUAGGCCAGAUGUGUGAGAGCGAGGCUAGCGCAGUUUUAAAGACAAUUGCAUCCGCAGUAGCAUAUCUCCAUGAACACGGCGUGGUCCAUAGAGAUCUGAAGCCCUCGAAUAUGAUAUACGCCAGCAUGCGACAGACACCCGAGACCCUAAAGCUCUGCGAUUUGGGCUUUGCUAAACAGCUCCGAGCGGACAACGGACUCCUGAUGACACCCUGCUACACAGCAAACUUUGUAGCGCCUGAGGUGCUGAAGCGACAGGGCUAUGAUCUGGCCUGCGAUAUCUGGUCGCUUGGCGUCCUACUCUACAUCAUGCUGUCCGGCCGGACGCCCUUUGCCAGCACUCCGAAUGAUUCACCGGACGUGAUACUAAAACGCAUCGGGUCGGGACACAUUGACUUUACAAGCAGUCGCUGGGCACUAGUCAGUGUGCCUGCCAAGGAGCUGUUGCGGCAGAUGCUGCAUAUAGUGCCCGAGAAUAGGCCAACGGCUGCGCAAAUUCUUGAGCAUGCCUGGCUGCGAGAACAAUUCGCUAGCGGCGUACAGCUAACAGAGUAUGCAGUGGCGCCUGGAUCACAACUUUCUCUGGGCGCCCAACAGCAGCAGCAGAAUCACAUUUCUAUGGCGUUAAGAGGAGCUGUGGAUGCUACAUUUCGGGCCAUUGCCAUACCACAGGCGGCUAAUGUGGGUCCUGUAGAGCUUUCGAUGCUGGCCAAGAGACGGGCCAAAGAUCGAGCCAAUGUGCACUCAUAAUCCUGGUUCGCAGCGCGGUGUCCGCGGCGCCAGGCCAAAAGGCAGAUAAUCCGGCUAGUUUUUAGACUCUAUAGUAUUCUAUUCCAAUGCUGUUGUGCAAUACCGCGUCGUUUCGUCAAGGGCAAUGUUAGACUGGCCAAUCCUCGCCAACGUUGCCGCAGUGCCAAGCUGCGCGUAGUUUAAGCUGGUGAGCAAUUGAGCCAACUUUAGGUAUUUGACAAGUGUUAUUUAUUUUAAAUGAAAUCAUAAGAAGAUGUAAUAUGCCAAAAGGCAAUUGGCAUCUGUAUACCUUCAGCUACGUAUAUAUGUAUAUAUACCUGUAAUAUAAAUUUCUAUAUA